GCCAGCAUCGCGUUACGUGAACGUCGCGAAGAUUUAUUUUCGUAUUGUGUUUACGCCGGUGACGUUGUUAUCCUGCCUUCUUGAUCCGCAAACGCGUGGGCAAACGCAGUGUCACUGCACUCUCGACGCACCGUAUCUGUGGUGCGAUCGAGUUCCGUGGUCGACGCACGUAGGUCACUUGAUUUCGAUCCGCUCCGAUAUGCGAAUCAACUGAAAUACCGCAGGAGGCGACCGAAACACAAGAUGAGUGACAAAUCCAAGUGGUGCGAUCGACUUUUCGGCAAGCGGUUGAUCAAGUGCGACUCCACGGACAACCACAACGAUUUUCGCGGGUUUCCCACGUGCGAAGUGCUCAAAAACGUGUCAGUGACGGGCGUGUACUUCAGUUUCGCCAAUAUUAAUUCGCAGUGCGACGACUUUUUAAACAAACUGCGCGACCUUUACGAAAAACUCAACACGAGUGAUAACUGCGAAUCGGAGAGGAGACUCGAGGUGAUCCAGGUGGUUAUGUGGGCUCACAACGACAACUACGGCGAUUUCGAGAUGAGCCACAGAGACAGUCUCUUGGGCUUGCCUUGGUUUGCAAUGCCGUUCAGUGAAAUCGACUUGAAAACCAGGCUGAGCCGACGAUAUAGAAUAAAAUCGGGAGUGCCUACUUUGGUGCUCUUGGACAAAGAGGGCGCUACCGUCAGCGUGUCGGCACAGGAAAAACUUCUAGAAGAUCCCAACGGUACCAACUUUCCUUGGAGGCCUCGGCCCGUGGACGAAGUACUGAAAGAGGUAGUACUGCAACCUGGAGGUCGAUAUUUUGAAGACCACCAGAAUAUACAGAACGAGUUGAGGUACAGGGAUUUGUCGGAUGGAGUGAGGGGCUUCUAUUUUUCUGCUCACUGGUGUCCGCCGUGUAGAGCUUUUACCCCACAGCUGGCCGAUGCGUACAAAAUCGUAAGGAAACGAGAACCCCAUUUUGAAAUCAUCUUCGUCUCGAGUGACAGGAGUAUCGACUCGUACAACGCCUACUUGGAGUCAAUGCCGUGGCUGUCCGUGCCGUUUCAGCACGCCUCGGUCAGGGCCGAACUGGCCCAGUUGUAUGGUAUCAGGGGAAUCCCUACUCUGCUUCUACUCGACAGCAACGGUCACGUGAUAACAAUGGACGCUCGCGCGGAACUAGCCGAAGAUCCUCUGGCUCAGAAUUUUCCAUGGAAACCACGCCCAGUCAACGUUUUGACAGAUAGGUUUUUAACGAAACUGCACGAUUACCCAGCGAUAGCGUUGUUCGUCGACUCGGAGGAAACCGAAGUGCAAUUCGCCGAAUCAGUAUUGCUGCCCGCCGCCAGUAAUUACUACAAAGUUAACGACAUAAAUUUCGCGUCGACGCCGGAAAAUCGGCUGUUUUCCAACUGCAACGAAGACGACUACUUUCUUCAAUUCUUAAUCGGUACCGAGAACGAAACGACUGACAUUCUUCGCGAUCUGAUAGGGUUGGACGACGUGGUGCCGCUUCUGGUAGCGAUCGACUUGCCCAGCAGGAGGUACGCUACCAUGGAAUACGGGAUCGAGAUAACCACCGAUUCCGUCAACGAUUUCGUCACGAGAUUCCAGAGGAACGAUUUAAAAUUUAAGGACAUAAACGAAGAAGGUGUGGAAAACGCCGAAACCGUGUAAUUGUUAAACGUUUCGGCAGUGUGACACUCUACAACUUUUAAACGGUUUGCGGUGAGGUUUUGAAAUAUUUGAAACAUUUUGUAUAAUUGUCUAAACGAAACAAUCUCCUAUUUAUUAUCAAUUUAUCAAUAUCAAAUAUCGAAUAAAAUAAAGUAAGUAAAGUAAGAUACGAGAGCCACUUAAAAAAUUUCCCACCUAACAAUGAUACAAGACAUUUUUUUUUAUUUACCUACACAGUCUCCUUGUAACUCUCUAUGGAAUACCCAGCGUUUUUCUCCGCAAAAUAUUUGUUCACGAAGGUUGCCUCCUGAUUUGACCAAAAUCUUUGUCCUUUGAACAAAAAGAAGUCGCGUGGGGCUAGAUCCGGUGAGUAAGGCGGAUGGUCAAGCGGUUCGCACCGCUAUUCGUGGAUUUUCGUCGUGGCAACCGCUGAGUUGUCUAAUUUUUGUCUUCUCAAGUAAUGAUGUGUAGUAUGCUUUCCUAAUGGUUUUUCCUUUUUGAAGGUAAUCGAUUAAGAUAACUCCACGAAUAUCCCAAAAAAACACUUUCACAUCACUUUCCCAGCCGAAAAAACAGUUUUUGCUUUUUUCGGAGUCGGUCCCCCCUUGGCGGUUCACUGUUGUGACUGUGUGUAUCCAAGUUUCAUCAUGCAGUAAUUAAUGGGUUAUUGUUGAGCGUUGGAAACGUUUAUUCGAACUCGGUUUUGGUUUAAUGUAAGUGAACGCGGCGCCCCCAGCGCGAACAGCUUUCUCAUGCCUAAAUCUUGAUUUAAAAUGUGACAAACACGUUCUUGGGACAUUAUAGUAACCUCUGCUAUCUCUCUAACUUCAAUUCGACACCAUUCGAUCGACUUUAGCAGCUGCCGAAAAUUUCGCUGUGGUAAAUGAUGGUGCAGAGCCCCCAUACAUAGAGUCCAACUCAACUUUAAUUUGCGUAAGGGUAUUGCCUUUCAAAAACAAAUAUUUUGUAACAACUAAAUACUCAAUUUUUCCAUUUUCAUGAAAACACUCACAAGUGAAAACCACCCGUCCAAAAUGGCUGAAACUUUGAUAAGUAACUAUCAAGAGGUGCACAACUACAAUCAGUAGCUAGUGUCGUCAUCUUCAGGCUGCGGACGGAAUCUUUUGAAAUGGCCAUCGUAACUCUUUUUUUAAUGGGUAAUCUUACUUACUUUUAUAAAUCCGUUUGAAAGAAAUCUGAGGGGAAGUAAAAAAAUUAUAACCUGUACAUCGAACGCGUAAUAAAAGAUAGACAGCAAAAAGAUAUGCGGUACGACUUACACCACACAAAAACACCAUACGAAUCCUAAACCUCCUUAAAACUUUGUAUUUCUAAUUGGACAACGAUCAUUAGUUUCUCCAGGACGACCAACGAUUACUAGAAAUACUAGCAUUCUCUUAAUCCUUACUAAUUAUUUAUAGAGCCACCCCUCAAUCUUAAAAAAUGCAACCAUGACUACAGUCUUUUCUUAAAAAUUGGUCGUUUAACUACCUAACAUUGUACAAUAUGUCAUAAUUUCCAAUCGAAAAGACUGGCGUGAUUUUUUCUUCGUGCGAGUUUAUUUUCAAACAAAUUUAAAAAGUGCCGGUUUAAAAAAAUGUUAUUCUCGCUCUGCGUAGGACUUAUUUAAUAAACUAGAUAAGCGGAAUUCAAUUUAGAAAAUUUCCUAUCAAAAAUAUUGAUUAAAAUUUUCCUCAUCAAAUAAAAAUAAGAAACAAAUCAAACAUUGCAAAUAAAAACAGCUUUCCAAAUUUUAAAUAGCUACUCGAAGCCGUUUAAAAGUUUUUAAUAGAUUUUCCUGCGUCAACCGGAUAGGUCCUUAUUUAUAAUCCUGUAUUCAUAUUGUAUAGAAUUAUUUUCCAAUUUACAGUUCUGAGAAUUCACUUUAAUGAGUAACGUGUCGAUAAGAAUUGUAUUCAUUUCAGCAGUCAAUAACAUCGCUCUCCAUAAUGUUCGUGGUGGUAUUUGUAAGGGAUAUAAAUUUUUGUAGGCACGAUCGCUACUGGUUUCGUCCCAAAAUUGCAUACACAGCUCUAAAAUGUGAUUAGAAACACCUUGUUUAAAUGACAACUUCACAGCGAUCACACAAAAAAAUUUGCCCUAUGUAGCGAACAUCAUGGAAGCACAGUAUAUGGGCCGUUGUUUUUUAGUCAGCUCUGUUUUUGUGAUUUUUUAAAACAGAAACAACGCAACACUGUUGGACUAUUAACUAACUAUUUAAUUAACUUUUUUUAUAUUUCGCAUUUUAUAUUCCAAAAAACGGUAACCAACAUAAAUAAAGCCUCCCCGCUCACUAAAAACUAUAAGGGGACAGAUUAAGUGCGCACUGAUGUAUUGUCAUCCUCUGUUAGCUAAUGGAAUUCACUAUAAAUAAACUAUUUAAAACCAGGCGCCUUUUUACCACUCAUUUGGCGCAGAUCUAUGUGAUGCGGUCAUUAUUUUUAUUUGUUUUAUAUGCUAAAACUGUCUUAAGAGUUUCUUUGCAAUUUAACGAAGUGAAGGUUUUAAAUUGCAACGCCUCCAUGUAGAUAGGAAAUGAGAUCGUUUGCAACGGUAUAAAUAAUUGUAAUGUAGCAAGAACAUGAUGUGAUUUUAGCCAUAAUAUUAAUAUUAGAUAAAUGCGAAUGGUUCUGCCCCAGAAAAUGUAUGUUCCAACCAAUUAUCGUUAACCGCGGAAAACUGAGGAAUCUUGUAUCUGAAUGUUUUUUUUACACACCCUAUUCUGGAGAAGUUAGGCAGAGUUAACUUUG
Molecule: messenger RNA, 4415 nt
Organism: Cylas formicarius (sweet potato weevil)
Lineage: Eukaryota; Metazoa; Arthropoda; Insecta; Coleoptera; Brentidae
Product: nucleoredoxin-like
Exons: 8
Coding region: 244-1665 (473 amino acids)
Source: RefSeq, a predicted model, not a curated record